Molecule: messenger RNA, 498 nt
Organism: Drosophila simulans
Lineage: Eukaryota; Metazoa; Arthropoda; Insecta; Diptera; Drosophilidae
Exons: 1
Coding region: 1-498 (165 amino acids)
Source: RefSeq, a predicted model, not a curated record
AUGCGCGGACAAGUAACGAAAGAAUAUACAGUGGAAGCGUCGGGCAGCAAGUGGCCCGCAGGAAUUGAAGGACGAGCACUGCAAGGGAAGAGUGAUUCUGGGAGUGGUGGAGAAAUUCCUGGCGUGUCUGUAAGGGUCAGUGGAGUCAGUGGUCAGCAAAGAUGGUCCCAGGCCGAGCGUUGCCUCGCCCGUGGACGAUACACCCUGCCCCAUAACAUCCUAAACCCAAAUCAGCCGGCAGAAGGUCUUCCGCAGGAGACGACAAGGUCUUGGCGUGCUCCAACAGGGACAGUGGAGUCAGUGGUUGGCAAAGGUGGUCCCAGGCCGAGCGUUGCCUCGCCCGUGGACGAUACACUCUGCCCCAUAACAUCCUUAUCCUGGCCGGGCCCACACGUCGUCCGUUGUCAAGGAGUACACAGGACAACGAAGGCAAGGCGUUGCAGGAGAAAUGCCGCAAGAGCAGCGAGAUCACCGGAGGAGUCAGCCAUAAAACAGUAG